Messenger RNA from Aureobasidium vineae, 594 nucleotides. The record is from the annotation of a GenBank genome assembly. NCBI's taxonomy places the organism in Eukaryota, Fungi, Ascomycota, Dothideomycetes, Dothideales, Saccotheciaceae.
AUGUCUGUAGGAGCACUCCUUCAAUGUACAGCUUUUGGAGUUCCACAGAUGAUUGUUGGCCGUAUUGUGGCUGGCAUUGGUAACGGCAUAAACACGUCGACAGCUCCAGUCUGGCAAGGAGAAACAUCCAAGGCAUCGUGGCGUGGUAAAUUGGUCAUCAUCGAGAUGAUCAUGAACAUUGCUGGUUUCAGUCUUAGCAAUUGGGUUACCUAUGGGUUUUCGUAUAUCGAUGGAGGCGUCGCCUGGCGUGUACCAUUAGCUCUGCAGUUCCUCUUCAUCUUCGUCCUCUACGGCACUGUACCGUGGUUGCCCGAAUCACCUCGCUGGCUUAUCAGCAAAGGUCGUGUCGAAGAGGCCAAUCACAUCCUUGCAGCGCUCGAAUCGACUACUCAUGAUGACCCACGCAUCAUCGCCGCGAGCAAUGAGAUUCAGUAUGCUGUCGACUACGAGCGCCAAAAUUCGCCUUCCUGGGGCGAGCUCCUUAGGGGCAAGACUGGCAAGGAGGGAGGUACCUGUACUAUGCGACGCCUCUUCCUAGGAAUGGGUGCUCAAGCAAUGCAACAGCUCGGCGGAAUCAACGUUACCUCCUACUAG